AACAAAGAAAGAAAAAGCAACUUGUUGAUACAACAAAUUAAUUCUCAUCGAUCAGAAUUAAGGUUUUAUAACUUGUUUGUGUCAAAUUCCACUUGGGUUUUCAGUAUAUUUCACAAAGAUUCACAACCAUGGAGGAGCUAGAUAAUGUAAAUGCCACAGCUAAAGAAAUGAUGUACUUGGACUUGGGGCAAACAGAAAGGCCAUCUUUGGCUAGACAUUCACUGUCCAAAAGUUCUUCCAAUUAUGCUAUAGAGCACAUAAAGGUGGGAUCUUUCUAUGAAAUUGAUCACUCCAAGCUCACACCACAAACCCCAGAACAGCUCAACUCAAUCAGGGUCGUCAUGGUGAGUGAGAAAACUGAAUUUAACGUAGCAGUGAGGUAUCCAAGCACUUGCUCUCUUCGUACACAUUUUAGCAAUGGGAAUUGUGAGAAACCAGAGGGGAAGAAGCUUCCUUCACUGAAUGAGAAAUACAUAAUGGAUUCAGAACUUGCUGGAGAGGUGCUUUAUAGAAGACUAACAACUCAGGAAAUUGCAGAAAAGAGAAACUCAUGGAGCUUCUGGGUUGUGCCUUGUAUGGAGGCUGAGAAAGACUCAGACUCGGGCCCAGCCUCGAGGACUAGGCUCAGGGAUGCAGCUUCUAAAAAGGGUAUGUGCAGCUCUGAGGUCAAUCUCACUGGGAUGGUCCAGUGGGGUAAGCGUAAGAGGGUCAGGUUCAUAGGCAGGCAUGAAGAGCAAAAGGUUGAAACUUUAUCAAUGAAUGUGAAAGAUAAAGAAGCAGAAGAAGAAGGGAAAGGGAAAGGGAAAGAUGAAGAGGAAGGUGGUGAUGAAGAUGAUGAGGAUGAGGAUGAGGUAGAAGAAGUUGAUGGUGAAGCUGUGGAGCUAGAGUCAUCUAAGGCAAAGAAGAAUCUUAAGAGAAAGUGCCAUGGUUCUAGAAGAGCUCAAAUGCCCAAAAGAGCUAAGCGACAGAAGAAGCAAUCUCAAAUUCAGGUUCACAAUCAGAGUAAAAAGAAAAAGAUCAAAAAUUCCAUAGAAAGAUGGUCUGUGGACAGGUACAAGCUGGCUGAGGUGAACAUCUUGAAAAUUAUGAAGGACCAAAAAGCUUUCUUUGGGAAUCCAAUACUAAGGCCAGCACUGAGAACAGAGGCAAGGAAGCUCGUUGGUGAUACAGGUUUAUUAGACCAUUUGCUGAAGCAUAUGGCUGGAAAGGUGGCGCCCGGUGGGGAGGAGCGGUUCCGGCGGCGGCACAAUUCUGAAGGGGCCAUGGAGUAUUGGCUGGAGAGUGCUGAUCUGCUAAAUAUUAGGAAAGAUGCUGGGAUUCAAGACCCUUAUUGGAUUCCACCACCUGGGUGGAAGCCAGGAGAUGGCCCUUCUCAGGAUGCUAUUUCUACCAGAGAGCUUGGGGAGCUCAAGGAAGAGAUGGCCAAAAUGAAAAAGAAUAUUCAGGAGCUGGUGACCAAAAAGCAAGAGGAGAAUCUACCCAUUGCCACCACCCCAAAUUCUUCUGUGACAUGUCUGAACUGGGACCAUGAAGAAGGUUCACUGAUUCCAUUGAAGGAAAUGUAUACAGAUUGGAUGAAUAGGAAAGCUAAUGUUGAUAAAGAAGUCAAAGAAUUGAUGAAAAUUUCACAAUAUUUGAGUGGAAUGGAGGAGAAAAUGGGUAUGCUGAAAUCAGCUGCAGGGGAGGAAACAAUCAUGCCAGAAUCAGAAGCACCACCACUAUUAUUGAUAGGAUCUCCAACAACACCAUCACACACUGUAAGAGAGACAAAGGAUCAGUUGGAACAGAAGAACAAAUCAGGUGAAGAACAAGAGGACAAGGGAGGAGACAAGGCAGCAGUAACAACAGCAACAGAGGACAAGGCAGCAAAGAUAAAAAGGCUGAAGAGUGGGUUCAGGAUAUGCAAGCCACAGGGGUCCUUUCUGUGGCCAAAGCCAAACAUGAUCACAUCCCCUCAGUCUAUGGUCCACCCUGAAGACCACCUAGUGAUCUCAACUCCACCUUCAGCCUCUUCCACAACCUUAAAAUCUCAUCUCCUCCCUCCAUAUAAGCCUCAACUUGGCCCACGCCCAACUUCACCUGUCAAGCCAUUGGCUGAGAGGCGCCCUGUCAGCAAUGCCAUCCUUCAGUGUGUAAUCACUAAACCCUCUCCUUCUCCUCCUCUCCCACCUGAGACCCCCCAGACCCAUAGUAUCACUACAACCAAAAACUCCCUCAUUAACCUCAAUGAGCCCCCUCAGACACAACAGAGUGACACUGACACUGCGUUUUGUGGGACUAUCACCUCUCAAAGAAGGCACUUUAACCUGACCUCCAUUGCUCCAAUGCCACAGUUCGAAAUGGUUGAGAAUGAGGAAGAAACAGAAAGCAAGGAUAUGAAAAGAAACCCUGAUGACCAGAAGCAGCAAACUCCUCGAGGUAGCUCUUCUUCCACCUCCAACUCCUCGUGGUUGACAUCAGGAGAGGGGUGGUGGUUGGGUCUGGCUUCUCCCAAACCUUCUUUGGACAAGUCUAACUAGGGUUGAUUGUUUUGAUUUUUAUAUUGUUAUGUGGAGAGGUUUAUAGGGGUUAAGUAUACAAAGAGAUUCUUAGUAAAGUCAUAUUUACACGAUUGAACAAUACAUAUAUAACUUGUAAGAAGGGGUUUUAUAUAGACAACAUAUCUUUUGGAGGUUCUAGGAUUCUCUCUUUUGGAAGUAAAGGUUAAAAGUGAAAAACUUGAGAUCUAUGUAAGACAAGGUC
Quercus lobata is the source of this 2742-nucleotide messenger RNA. It is a transcript of the gene SWI1, whose product is annotated as SWITCH1. Gene Ontology annotation, biological process: meiotic sister chromatid cohesion; reciprocal meiotic recombination; meiotic cell cycle. The record is from RefSeq and is a predicted model, not a curated record. Bases 129 to 2519 code for a protein of 796 amino acids. NCBI's taxonomy places the organism in Eukaryota, Viridiplantae, Streptophyta, Magnoliopsida, Fagales, Fagaceae. The transcript is spliced from 11 exons.